This is a messenger RNA of Andrographis paniculata, 1041 nucleotides long. RefSeq names its product protein IQ-DOMAIN 23-like. The transcript is spliced from 2 exons. The record is from RefSeq and is a predicted model, not a curated record. Lineage: Eukaryota; Viridiplantae; Streptophyta; Magnoliopsida; Lamiales; Acanthaceae. Bases 1 to 1041 code for a protein of 346 amino acids. Gene Ontology annotation, molecular function: protein binding.
AUGAGAAAGAGUAGCAAAUGGAUAAAGAAUUUCUUGAGUGGGAAUUAUAAGAAAGACAAAGACAAUAAUAAUAAGGAGAAGCUCCGGCGAGGCUCCGGCCAGCCGUCGCCGGCCGCCGCCACGCCGCGGCUGUCGGCGUCCGUCGAGGGUAGCACUCAUGAAUGUGAUUGUGACUCCAAAAAACAUGCAUUGGCUGUUGCCGCCGCCACCGUGGCGGCCGCCGAUGCUGCGGUGACUGCCGCUAGGGCGGUGAUUCGACUGACAGCAGCUUCGGUUCCCGAGAGGACGAACGCCGAGGAAUCUGCCGCGAUCAAGAUUCAAUCGAUUUUUCGGGCAUUUUUGGCAAGAAAAGCGCUCAAAGCAUUGCGAGGAUUAGUAAAAUUACAAGCGCUUGUAAGAGGACAUUUGGUGAGAAAACACACAAGUGCGGCAUUUAAGUGUUUACAAGCAUUAGUGAAAGUUCAAGCUCGAGCUCGAGUUCAAAAACAACUUCAAAUCAAAGGAAGCCACCAUGAGAAAAUCAAAGUCGUUAAGGCAAAUUCAAGCAACCACAAGUUAGUAAAAAAUGGUCGAAACAUUCGUUCUAUCAACUUAAACAUAAAUAAACCACAACACAUAAUCGCCAUCCAAACUUCAUCUAGUGAGAAAAACCAAAACAUCAUUUUCCAAACACCGUCCUCAGAACCCCCUAAAAGUCCUAAAACGACCCCCAAAAGUCCUAAAACAACCGGCCAUUAUGUACUCGACAAUUCAUCCAACCCUAGAUUAGUUAGCCCGCGUUGCCCGUUGACCUCAAACAAAACGGAUUCAAAAUCGAGGCUCCCAUUGACCUUAUUUAUGCCCGAGUGUGGGGAAUCACUUAACCAUGGUUACAACUUUGGUCCCAACUACAUGGCAAAGACGAAGUCCUCACAAGCCAAAGCCCGGUCUCAUAGUGCCCCAAAGCUACAAACUCCAGAGACAUCUGAGAAGCAAAUGUGCCGAGGGAGAAAUGUUGCGAAAGAGAUAAGGAUAAAGAGAUCAAUUUCUUUUAAAGGGUAG